AGACAAUGCACAUUCAUGUCGGAUCAGUUGGCUUGUGAGAAAUUUGGUAGGCAGGACUUGAGCUUCCGCAACUGGAGGUGGCAACCUCACCAUUGUGACAUUCCAAGGUUCAAUGCCACAGCGUUGCUAGAGGGAUUAAGAAACAAGAGGCUUAUGUUUGUUGGGGAUUCUCUGAAUAGAGGCAUGUGGGUUUCCAUGGUUUGCCUUGUUCACUCGGCUGUCCCUCCUGAGUUCAAAGCCAUGCAUUCCAAUGGUUCCUUGAACGUCUUCAAGGCCACUGAAUACAAUGCGUCAAUUGAGUUCUACUGGGCACCGCUGCUGGUCGAGUCAAACUCUGAUAAUCCUGUCAGCCACCGCUUGCCAGAAAGGAUUGUUAGAGUCCAAGCAAUUGAAAAGCAUGCUAGGCAUUGGACUGAUGCUGACAUUUUGGUUUUUAAUACCUACCUUUGGUGGAGAUCAAAAUCCCAAAUGAAAGUUCUGUGGGGAUCAUUUGAGAACUCAGAUGGGAUAUAUAAAUAUGUUAAGAGGUUACGCGUCUAUGAGAUGGCUUUGAAGACUUGGUCUGAUUGGUUGGAAGUCCAUGUUGACAGAAGCAAGACACAAUUGUUCUUCGUUAGCAUGUCGCCAAUUCAUGAAAGGGCUGAUGAAUGGGGUGGAAUUAAGGGUGAAAAUUGCUAUGGAGAAACAGAGCAGAUUUUCAAGGAGGGAUAUAGAGGAAAAGGGUCGGAUCCAAGAAUGAUGCGAGUGGUGGAGAAUGUGCUUGAUGAUCUGAAAACAAGAGGUGUAAAUGUUCAAAUGCUUAAUAUUACUCAGCUCUCAGAGUACAGAAAAGAAGCUCAUCCCUCUAUUUAUAGGAAGCAAUGGGAACCUCUAACUGAGGAGAAAAUAUCAAACCCUAAAAGCUAUGCAGAUUGUCAUCAUUGGUGCCUACCUGGAGUGCCUGAUGUGUGGAAUGAGCUUCUCUAUGCCUACAUUUUUCAUCAAUGA
This is a messenger RNA of Morus notabilis, 987 nucleotides long. RefSeq names its product protein trichome birefringence-like 34. The transcript is spliced from 5 exons. The record is from RefSeq and is a predicted model, not a curated record. Lineage: Eukaryota; Viridiplantae; Streptophyta; Magnoliopsida; Rosales; Moraceae. Gene Ontology annotation, molecular function: O-acetyltransferase activity. Gene Ontology annotation, cellular component: Golgi apparatus. The coding region runs from base 16 to 987 and encodes 323 amino acids.